UUAUAGGGGCUGUAAGCUCGCAAACGAGAGCGCGCGAGAUUUAAAUACUUCCGGUGACAAACAAACAUGGUGAUCUGCUUUGCGUUCGCAUGCAAUCAUAGAAGUGGCGCAAAUAGUUGCAAGUUCUAUCGUUUUCCGACUGACACAAAGAAAAGGACGUUAUGGGGAAAGAUAUGCAGAAGAGCUGAUCGACAACCAGAAAAUCAAAAUGACAGGAUUUGUUCCUGCCAUUUCAAAGAGGGGAAAAAGGAAGGAGAUCCUGUCUACUUUGCAUGGAACGACAAAAAGUACAUGGAUUUUCCUGAUCCAGAAAAAUCAGAUAGGAAAAGGAGGAAGACGUGCCAGUCCCAGUCCUGUGAAGCUAAAACUAUAACCCAGCGUCCAUCCUGUGAGAAAGAGCAGAUACAAGAUGCUGUUGAUUGUGAAGAUGUAGAACAUGUUGAUGUAGAUCACAGCUACCCAGUAUCUUGCUCAAGAAACUGUUCAAUAGAAAUGCAACAACUCUCUUCAGAGAUUAAAAAGUUGGAAGAAGAGUUAGUUGCUCUAAAGAUCAACAGCAAUAAAAGAAAACCCAUGACUGUAGCAGAAAUUAGGGACAGCGAAGAAAAGAUGCUGCUUUACACAUCAAUACAAUAUGAUGUCUUUGAAGUGCUUGUGGGACUGCUUGGUCGCUUUGAAUUAAAUUACUUUAAUGGUUGGUCACCAUCACUAAAUAUUGAAAAUCAGCUUCUGAUUGUUUUAAUGAAGCUGAAGCUCAACCUAAGAGACAUAGACUUGGCUCACAGGUUUUGUGUAAGCAGAUCUACAAUUUCCAACAUUUUUAACACAUUGGUUCAUGCCCUCCAUGAAAUGUUGUAUGUGGGUGUUGUUGACACAUGUUUCCCCAGUCAGCUUAAAUGCAAAGGCUCUAUGCCAAAGUCAUUUGCAGAGUUUUCCUCUGCAAGGGCUUCCAUGGAUGCCAUUGAGACAACCCAGGAUAUUCCUGGACACCUGGAUACACAGGCCAUGGCAUACAGUUCAUAUAAGAGCCGUCACACUGUUAAAGCAGUGACUUGUGUCGCCCCAAAUGGUGCCAUCACUUACUGUUCUCCUUUAUAUCCAGGAUCAACAUCAGAUGUUGCGAUUGUGCGUCACAGCAAAGUUCUUGAGAAAUUCAAACCUGGAGACCUAAUUUUAGCCGACAAGGGAUUCACAAUCCAUGAUCAAAUACCCCAAGGUGUGUGCUUGAACAUUCCAGCAUUUUUAUCCUCAAGAGGGCAGUUUACCAAGAAAGAAGCAGAACUGUGUUACAAAAUAGCCAGAGCAAGAAUUCACGUGGAACGGGCUAAUGAGAGGAUAAAGAACUUUGAAAUACUUCGCCACAUACCAGCAACCUACAGGCCAUUAUCAACCAAGAUAUUUCAACUUUGUUCCUCCUUGGUCAACUUGCAAGCACCUCUUUUGAAAGAAAUUUCAUAGAGCAUUUACAAUUAUGAAUCCAUCUGAUUUUUUAUUUUUUCUGAAACAAAUUAUUCAUGCAACAUUGUUCACUUGUAAAGUAGAAUGGGAUGCAUGUUAACAUUUUUAUGCUAUUAUGAGACUUUAUUAGCAUUGCUGUUGAUCUAUGUUUUGUAUAUGAAAUCAAAUGAUAAAUAAGUGGACUGCA
Messenger RNA from Magallana angulata, 1645 nucleotides. RefSeq lists its product as uncharacterized. The transcript is spliced from 7 exons. The record is from RefSeq and is a predicted model, not a curated record. Lineage: Eukaryota; Metazoa; Mollusca; Bivalvia; Ostreida; Ostreidae. The coding region runs from base 67 to 1458 and encodes 463 amino acids.